Molecule: messenger RNA, 4934 nt
Organism: Salvelinus namaycush (lake trout)
Lineage: Eukaryota; Metazoa; Chordata; Actinopteri; Salmoniformes; Salmonidae
Product: disco-interacting protein 2 homolog B-A
Exons: 38
Coding region: 144-4934 (1596 amino acids)
Source: RefSeq, a predicted model, not a curated record
UCUCCUCAUUAUGGCGGAGAAUGGAUUGUCUCUUCUAUUCAAAUUCAUGUUUUGUGUCUUGAUGCUGGUAUUUUAACCCAGAAUAGAUUUCGUUUUACUUAAAGCACACUUCGUUUUACUUAAACCACACUUCGUUUUAAGUCAUGGCAGACCGUGGCGUGGAUUUCUCUGGUAUACCGAAAGAGCUUCGAGACCAUUUGGCAGAGUUGGAAUUGGAGCUAUCGGAAGGUGACAUCACACAGAAGGGCUAUGAGAAGAAACGAGCCAAGCUGCUGGCCCCUUUCCUCCCUCAGAUCACCAGUGUGGAUCUGCCUCUCCCAGACGUCCAGCAGCAGUCGUCCUCCGGCCCUACCAGUGGUGAGCCCAGCCCUGCCAGCUCGGACCGUAGCCCUGCCAGUCCUGAGGCCUCUGGCCCCUCUUCUUCCUCCGGGGGCCGCAGAAACCGCAGCGGGGGGGCAAGGGAUGACCGCUACAGAUCAGACAUCCACACGGAGGCGGUACAGGCAGCGUUGGCCAAACACAAGGAGGAGAAAAUGGCACUGCCCAUGCCCACCAAGCGCCGCUCUGCCUUCGUCCAGUCACCCGUAGACAACUGCACCCCUCCAGACACAUCGUCAGCGUCUGAGGACGAAGGUUCUCUGCGUCGCCAGGCGACUCUGAGUGCAGCGCUGGUCCAGAGUCUCCAGAGCCCAGACUACUGGAUCAACCGCUCAGUGCAGAGCUCCUCCACCUCCUCCUCUGCCUCCUCCACCCUGUCCCACGGGGAAAAUAAGACUCAGACGCAACCGCAGCCGCAGCCCACCUCAGCGCUGGCCGACAUACUGGCAAGCACACGCAUAGAGAACAGUGUCCCCCCAGAUGUGACGUCCUACACCCCUGAGAGGGGUUCAAGGGUGGACUCCAGGGUGGACCUGCCCCCCAAUGCUAUGUCCAGGGGGAUGCCCCGAGGACAGAGCCGCACCAGCAUGCUGGAUACCACCGCUGACGGAAAGCGAAAAGGUGUACCAGUGAACAGCCGUGUUUCCACUAAGAUCCAGCAGCUGCUGAACACUCUGAAGCGGCCCAAGAGACAAGCGCUCAGUGAGUUCUUCCUGGAUGACUCCGAGGAGAUCGUAGAGGUGCCCCAGCCGGACCCCAACACCCCCAGGCCAGAGGGCCGUCAGAUCAUCCCAGUGAAGGGGGAGCCCCUGGGGGUGGUCAGUAACUGGCCCCCGGCCCUUCAGGCAGCCCUGGCACGCUGGGGAGCCACACAGGCCAAGAGCCCUGCUCUCACCGCCCUGGACGUUACCGGGAAACCCCUCUACACUCUGACAUACGGUAAACUGUGGAGCCGCAGUCUGAAGCUGGCCUACACUCUGUUGAACAAACUGGGCACCAAGAACGAGCCUGUGCUGAGACCUGGUGAUAGGGUGGCGCUGGUGUAUCCCAACAGUGACCCUGCUAUGUUCUGGGUGGCCUUCUAUGGCUGUCUCCUAGCAGAGGUCAUCCCUGUACCCAUAGAGGUGCCACUGUCUAGACAGGACGCAGGCAGUCUUCAGAUUGGCUUCCUAUUGGGCAGCUGUGGGGUGGGCCUGGCCCUGACUAGCGAGAUCUGUCUCAAAGGACUGCCCAAGACACCCCAGGGAGAGAUCAUGCAGUUCAAAGGUUGGCCCCGUAUGAAGUGGGUUGUGACAGACACCAAGUACCUGACCAAGCCCUCUAAAGACUGGCAGCCCCACAUCCCCACCGCCAACACAGACACAGCUUACAUCGAGUACAAGGCCAGUAAAGAGGGGACAGUGAUGGGAGUAGCCGUGUCUAAGAUAGCCUUGUUGACACACUGCCAGGCCCUGACACAGGCCUGCAACUACUGUGAAGGAGAAACGUUGGUCAACGUGCUAGAUUGUAAGAAGGACAUGGGAUUGUGGCACGGGGUGUUAACCAGUGUGAUGAACAGGAUCCACACCAUCACUGUACCCUACGCUGUCAUGAAGGCCUGUCCCAUGUCCUGGGUGCAGAGGGUCCACAUACACAAAGCACGUGUCGCCUUGGUGAAGUGUCGUGACCUCCACUGGGCUAUGAUGGCUCACAGGGACCAGAGAGACACCAACCUGUCCUCCAUACGCAUGCUCAUAGUAGCCGAUGGAGCCAACCCCUGGUCCGUGUCGUCGUGCGAUGCCUUCCUCAACGUGUUCCAGUCUCACGGGUUAAAGCCGGAGGUCAUCUGCCCCUGUGCCUCCUCUCCUGAAGCCCUCACUGUGGCUAUCCGCAGGCCUGGUGCCCGUGGUGCAGCCCUCCCAGCCAGAGCCAUCCUGUCCAUGGGCGGUCUGAGUCACGGGGUCAUCAGGGUCAACACAGAGGAUAAGAACUCUGCCCUCACUGUACAGGACGUAGGCCAUGUCAUGCCUGGAGCUCUGAUGUGUAUCGUGAAGCCAGACGGCCCACCGCAGCUCUGUAAGACAGAUGAGAUCGGAGAGAUAGUGUUGAACUCCAGGGCUGGAGGAACCAUGUACUACGGCCUGCCUGGAGUCACCAAGAACACCUUUGAGGUGAUUCCCGUGAACCAGGCUGGAGCUCCGUUGGGAGAGAUCCUCUUCACUAGGACUGGCCUGCUGGGCUUCGUAGGGCCGGGCAGUCUGGUCUUUGUAGUGGGAAAGAACGAGGGGCUCCUGACGGUCAGUGGUAGACGACACAAUGCUGAUGACCUGGUGGCCACCGCCCUGGCCGUGGAGCCUGUUAAAACUGUCUACAGGGGGAGGAUUGCUGUGUUCUCAGUGACCGUGUUCUAUGACGAGAGGAUAGUGAUCGUAGCAGAGCAGAGGCCUGACGCCAGUGAAGAGGACAGCUUCCAGUGGAUGAGCAGAGUACUACAGGCCAUAGAUAGUAUUCAUCAGGUGGGUUUGUACUGUCUGGCCCUGGUCCCGGCCAACACGUUACCCAAGACCCCGCUGGGAGGGAUCCACAUCUCUGAGACCAAACAGAACUUCCUAGAGGGGAAUCUGCACCCAUGUAACAUCCUCCUCUGUCCACACACCUGUGUCACCAACCUGCCCAAACCACGACAGAAACAACCCGUUGGUGUGGGCCCGGCCUCUAUCAUGGUUGGUAACCUGGUAGCGGGGAAGAGGAUGGCCCAGGCUGCAGGCAGAGAGCUGGGCGUGCUGGAGGAAGAGGGCCUGGUCAGGAAGCACCAGUUUCUGUCUGAAGCCUUACAGUGGAGAGCCCAGACCGACCCUGACCACGUCCUCUAUGUGCUGCUCAACGCUAAGGGGGUAGCGGUGUGCACGGCCACGUGUAGUCAGCUGCAUAAGAGAGCAGAGAAGAUAACCUCAGCCCUGAUGGAGAGAGGAGGCCUCAACACUGGAGACAACGUGGUGCUGCUAUACCCCCCUGGCAUUGAUCUGAUAGCUGCCUUCUAUGGCUGUCUGUACGCGGGGGUGAUCCCUGUAACAGUGCGCCCCCCUCACCCCCAGAACCUGACUGCUACCCUGCCCACCGUCCGCAUGAUCAUCGACGUGAGUAAAGCAGCCUGUAUCCUAACCACCCAGCCCCUUAUGAGGAUCCUCCGGUCCAGAGAGGCUGCUGCCAGCGUCAACGUCAAGACCUGGCCCACUAUCAUAGACACAGACGACCUCCCCAGGAGGCGGCCCCCCCAGCUUUACAAGCCCCCCACAGCAGAGAUGCUGGCCUACCUGGACUUCAGUGUGUCCACCACAGGCAUGCUGACCGGGGUCAAGAUGUCCCACUCGGCGGUCAGUACUCUGUGUCGCUCCAUCAAGCUACAGUGUGAGCUCUACUCCUCACGCCAAAUAGCCAUCUGUCUGGAUCCCUACUGCGGCCUGGGCUUUGUACAGUGGUGCCUCUCCAGUGUCUACUCAGGUCACCAGUCCAUCCUGAUCCCUCCUAUGGAGUUGGAGGUGUCCUUGCCUCUGUGGCUGAGCACCCUGAGCCAGUACAAGAUCAGAGACACCUUCUGUUCCUACUCUGUCAUGGAGCUCUGCACCAAGGGCCUGGGAACGCAGACUGACGCACUCAAGGCGCGGGGUGUGAACCUGUCGUGUGUGAGGAGCUGUGUGGUGAUAGCAGAGGAGCGUCCCCGGCUGGCACUGACCCAGUCCUUCUCCAAGCUGUUUAAAGACCUGGGUCUCUCCCCCCGCGCGGUCAGCACAGCCUUUGGAUCCAGGGUGAACCUAGCCAUCUGCCUACAGGGAACUGCUGGACCAGACCCCUCCACCGUCUAUGUAGACAUGAAGUCCCUCCGCCAUGACAGGGUGAGGUUGGUGGAGCGAGGUGCCCCCCAAAGUCUUUCCCUCAUGGAGUCAGGCACUAUUCUUCCAGGGGUGAGGGUGAUCAUCGUGAACCCGGAGACCAGGGGACCGCUGGGGGAUUCCCAUCUUGGAGAGAUCUGGGUUCAGAGUCCCCACAGUUCCAGUGGCUACUACACCAUCUAUGGAGAGGAGAGCUUGCAGGCGGACCACUUCAAUACACGGCUGAGCUUCGGGGAGCCCCACACCCUGUGGGCCAGGACGGGAUACCUGGGCUUUGUCAAGAGGACCGAGCUACUGGGGUCCACCGGAGAUCGGCAUGACGCCCUGUUUGUGGUGGGCCAGUUGGAUGAGACGUUGGAGCUCAGGGGGCUUCGCUACCACCCCAUCGACAUCGAGACCUCUGUGUCCCGGGCACACCGCAGCAUCGCUGAGAGUGCUGUGUUCACAUGGACCAACCUCCUGGUUGUAGUGGCUGAGCUGGCCGGGUCGGAGCAGGAGGCCCUGGACUUGGUGCCUCUGGUCACCAACGUAGUUCUGGAGGAGCACCACCUGAUCGUGGGCGUGGUGGUUGUCGUGGACCCGGGCGUCAUCCCCAUCAACUCCCGGGGAGAGAAGCAGAGGAUGCACCUCCGGGACUCGUUCCUGGCCGACCAGCUGGACCCCAUCUACGUGGCCUAUAACAUGUGA